This is a messenger RNA of Gopherus flavomarginatus (Mexican gopher tortoise), 4332 nucleotides long. RefSeq names its product cilia and flagella associated protein 221 (gene CFAP221). Gene Ontology annotation, biological process: cilium movement; cilium assembly. The transcript has 26 exons. Gene Ontology annotation, cellular component: cilium. The record is from RefSeq and is a predicted model, not a curated record. Bases 358 to 3018 code for a protein of 886 amino acids. Lineage: Eukaryota; Metazoa; Chordata; Testudines; Testudinidae.
UGGGGAGAUGCUGCUGCUGGCCCUGUUGUGCCCAGGGCAGGCAGGUUGCUAGGCUGGGCUGCCCUGCUCCCCCUCCCUGCCCAUCGCCCCCUCUCACUCAUGGCUGUGGACAAGGCUCUGGGCUGUGGCCUGCACUCGAGGUAGGUGCAGAAGUUGGCUGCAGGCUGAGUGCAGUGCAAGUAAUUGACCAUUGGAACAACUUACCAAGGGUUGUGGUGGAUUCUACAUCUCGACAAUUUUUCAAUCAAGAUUGGAUGUUUGUCUAAAGAUUUGCUCUGGGAACUAAUUUGGAGAAGUUCCUGCUGGAUACAGUAAUGACAUAUCUUGGUACUCGUGGGCCUACAUUUCCAUGCCAACAUGGAGGUGGUUCAGUCAGCCCCUUUAGAAUUCAGUCAUGCAGAAAAAUCGUUUAAGAAAGUACCCACCAUCCUUUUGGACAACCUCGUGGAGGAGCCUCAAAAGGGAAAUAGUGUCCCCAAUCACCUGCUGGAGUCGAAGAUUUAUGCAAAACUUCUGAGAAACAAGGUCAUACAGGCUAAGCCUGCCGUACUGCAUUAUGGAGGGUAUGAAAUCGAAAAACAUCACCAGCAGAUCCUGAAUCUGGUAAAUAUUUCUGGCGAUGUCAUAAAUCUUCACAUUAUACCACCCCAGACAAAAUACUUUCACAUCAAAUACAACAAAACACAUCGGCUCGUCCCUGGCUUGUCAUUUGCCGUUACAGUUGAUUUUUGUCCUGAUGAGUGGCGAUAUUACUAUGACUGUAUCCGAAUUCACUGUCCGGGAGAUGACACUUUGCUUGUUCCUAUCCAUGGCUACCCUGCUGUGAACGUUGUAGAAUUUCCAUCAUUUAUAAGCUUAUCAGAUGUUUCUCUUGGACAGAGCAAGGAGUAUGUGAUCCCUUUGCAGUGCAGCUGUCCGAUAGAGUUUGAGUUCCAUAUCGAUUACAUUCAGCCUCACAAAGCCUUUACCAUUCAGCCAAUCUCAGGAAUAAUUCCAGCCAGUGGGAAAAUGGAUGUGGUUGUUAAAUAUGCACCAUUUGAAUAUGGAACGGCACAGAUGAAAAUGCAGUUGUGGAUUGCACAGUUUAACUCAAAACCCUAUGUAUGUGUAUUCACAGGAACAUCAACGCCCCAUGGGGGUUUAAUAAAGGAAGAAUUUAAAACACAUAAAACUCUCUCGGAGAAGAAAACAGUGUCACUAGGAAAACAAGUGGUACGGAGAAAAGACCAUUUAAAGCAUCCACAAUCCAGCCAAAUUCAGAAAGUAAAGGAGAUUGAAUACCACAACCUGCGAUUCCCAGCAGAUUUGUCAAAUCCCUAUGCUGUGGCAACGGUUUUGAUUCAAGAGCCUGGCAAAUUAAAGAUUAAACACUUGAAAGAAGUCCUGUACCAAGGUAAUGAAGGUGCAAAAACAAGACAGAUGAAGGAAGCUGUAUUUGAACUAAAAGUCAAACAAGAUAUUCAGGAAGAAGCAGCAAAUCAACUUAAGUGGCAGGUUCAUACAGGUAAAGAUCCAGUUUCUAUGAAAUUUAAGAGAGAGGUUAUCGAAGAACGACAGCAGGAAGACGAGCAAUACAAGAUCGAAAGGGGAGAUCCCAUUAUAGAGAGAGAAUUUCAAAGGAAUAAAGUGGAAGUUUCUUUCAGACGUUGUAUCCGGGCUGUCGAACAGUGUCCAAGUGUCCAGCCCAAAUUUGACCUCCUCCUUAACGAUCCUUGGGCCAACAGACACAGGAUUCUAAGACGAUUUCAACAAGCAGCUCGCCGGGUCCUGAUUCAGUGGCGGCUAAAUCGUGUAUUACUUUUGUUCCGUGGACUAGAGAGGGACGUCAAAGAGCAUAGUGAUGAAGAAAGCUCUGUAUCAGAAAACAGCAGUUUGAAAAUCAUCAGCUCAACAGCUACGGGUGAAGAGCAUAAGAGUGUUGCUUUCAACUUGUCUGUAGAUCGCAUAUUACCUUUCAGAUUCCCAACCUACCAUCCACCUCAGUGGUCUGAUGAACUGGCUCCCGAUGGUCUUGGUCCAGUUCCUGUCAAGUCUUUAGACAUGAAAGUCAAGCACAUUCACCCAUUCUAUGACUUAAAGGUUCCUCAGCACUUCAGCAUUAUGGGGUACCAGCCAUUUUGUAUACACUAUGCAUCAACAAGUUAUAAACCUCAAAAUCUUUCCCGACCAUUAAAGCAGGGAGCCAAGGAUGAGCUGAUCUCAGUAGUAACUUCUCCAAAGCCACAGCUCAGUCCUCCCUUGCCACAGGAAGAUCUACACGAACACCCAGGAGAGAAAUCCUUGGAAAGGGCCACGAGCCUUUUAAACCUGGCAGCUCCCAAAGCAUUACUCCAAGCUCCAGACAGUCACCCACUUCGCAUAUUUAAUCCUACUCCAGGACUGUAUGUCUGUAUGCAGCCUUUGGACUAUUCAGAAACAAACAUUGAGUAUCAUCUUUGCCCUCAUCCAAAAUAUAGAUUCACCAAAGAAUAUCCCACAGGAUCCAGCAUUCCAAUUACACAAAAGAAAUUUCUGCAUCACAAGGAAGUCAUUCGAGGAGUAACGUACUGGAGACGAUUCCCAUCAGUGGUUUAUUCAGCCUUGUCUAAUGCUCCCACCCUGGCAAGCACAGUGAUGCAUCAUUGUAGUGAUCCCUACAAUUUAGAUAUGCUUCCAAUAGAGGUACCACCAAUGCUGGAUGACUUACCAGAGAGAGACAAGGAAAAUAUAAUUGGCUGUGAGACUGAAGCUGAGUUAAAAGUGGUUCUUACUCCGGAUAUGCUGAAAGCCGAAUUUCCACAGAUUGAAUCAGGGGAAGAAGUCAAAAGUAAACCACUGAGAGAGGGAAGCGAUACACCCCUGGAUGUUAAACUUGCUUCCAGCAACAUAGUGGAUACCUCGUCUCCUCUUUCUGGAGACCCGAGAGACCAUCUGGAUUGGUAUUUACAAUCCCAGAAUAGCAAACUCAGAGAGAGACUGCAAGGACACAUGGAGAAAAUGAAGCAGAAAGCACUCAACAAAACUCUCAUUCUGGAAUAAGCUAGUUCACAAAUUCCACAACUCUGUCGCUAAUGUGCUGUAUCUCCACCCCACAGUAUUGCUGGUUCAGGACUUCUGUAUCUGUGCAGAACAGGUAUGAAAUUAUGUUCAACAAGCAACAGAUUCCUGUGUAGGCCCAAGCAUCCUCUAGUAUAAUCUCAGCUAUGGCCCUUAGUGUAUAUAUUGCAUAUGAGCUUAAUGAUCUCUCUGUGAGGGAUUCUUCCCUACAUGCUCAUUCAUUGUGCACUGGGGAUAAGUGCUGGAAAACUACCCCAGCACAUGGAUAUUUUGUAGUUUUAUAUACAACUUUUCCCCUCACCUAUUUAAUGGACUCUUGCCUCUGCCACUAAGUACUGUUAUAUGCAUUUUGUCUGAGAGUAUGUGCUGCUUUCAAAUAAAAUGUAAAAAAAUCAACAUGAAGAAAUUGUUUGGAUUUCGUUAGUUUUUGUAUUGUUUGGAUAUAGAUUUUGCACACACGCUAGAAUAAAUUCCACAACUGAGCUGCAGUACAGCCCAGUGGCCUGUUCAUGAGUUGUUGCAGGUGGGUCACUGAGAACUGGUCGACACUGGGAAUUUACAUCAGCCUAGCUACACCGCUCAGGGGUGUGACAAAUCUACACCCUGAGAGAUGUAGCUAUGCCAACCUAGCCCCUGGUGUAGACAGUGCUAGGAUGAUGGAAGAAUUCUUCUGUCGAUUUAGCCACUGCCUCUGAGGCCAUGUCUACACUACCACUUAUGUCAGCAAAAGUUAUGUCACUCAGGGAUGUGAAAAAAACACACAGCCCUGAGCGACAUACAAUAGAACUUCAGAGUUACAGACACUUCGGGAAUGGAGGUUGUCCGUAACUGAACAAAACACAGCUCCGGCUCCAGCAAUUCACACUCAAGGCCAGGUUGCAGAGGCAUCUAGACAGCUUCCUUGCAGGCAGCUUCUAAGCUUGUCCUCCACCAGACCAGGGUGGUGGUGAUGAAAACAGCACAUCCCCCUCACAGCCAGGGGCAUGUCUGUGUGAAAACAGCACUCCUCACUCCUGGCCAGGGGAGGGUGGGUGAAUACAGCACCCGCAGCUUACAGGAAAGCAGCACAGACCCCAGUGCUUCUCCUGCUCUGGCUGCCUAGAGCUGGCAGCAGGGGCCUACAGCUUUGCCUGCGAAUCUCAGUGUAUUCAACUCCUGUAAGUGGGUGCCAUGUGCGUGGGGCUGGGGGUAAGGAGAAGGGUGAGGACAGGCAGCCAGGGCCGGCGCUACCAUUUAGGCAGCCUAGGCAAUCGCCUAGGGCGCCUGGUUAAUUGGUGGGCGUCAUUUUGCUGGAGA